Drosophila elegans is the source of this 3741-nucleotide messenger RNA. RefSeq lists its product as uncharacterized. NCBI's taxonomy places the organism in Eukaryota, Metazoa, Arthropoda, Insecta, Diptera, Drosophilidae. The transcript is spliced from 3 exons. Bases 929 to 1912 code for a protein of 327 amino acids. The record is from RefSeq and is a predicted model, not a curated record.
AACGUAUCAAGGCUGGGUCGUUAUAAAUAUAAAUAUUGGUUUUGAACAAAAUUGCAGAAAAUAAGAUGUUUAUCAAUAGGGUUUAUGCUCUUGCUGUUUGUGGGUUGGCUGUAACGACCUUCCACUGCAAUUUCAUUACCUAAUUAGAUUGAAACCAAAUUUUAAUUGUUGGCUUUUCGGGUCGAAACUUUCUAUGAAUUAUAAGUUUGAAGUGGGGAACUCCGAAUUUUGAGCCAAUUUAGCGAAUAGCCACUAUAUUUAUGGGGCAUAAAAAAAUAAAACUUUAUGAUCAAGCGGCGGCCGUUUGACGUCAGAAUCGGUUUGUCUGUCUGUCAGAUUGUGCCUAUUAUACAUACGGAUAGUGAAUAUAUGUAUGUAUAUGUGUUUGCUUCGGUGCUCGUGCUCUCUUUCUUUUUUCUUCUUUCUUUCUCCUUUCUCCGCUACCCAGCCACUACAUCCACCCACCGCAGAAAAUAAAGACGGCAUGUGGUGACCCAAAUCGUUCGUGUGACUUUUUCCAUUUGCGCUCGUUUUGUUUAAUUCAAUUUGUGUGCAAAUUAAAUGCUGUUACUAAACUAAUACGAGAAAUAAAUCAUAUUUCAGCAACCAGCGUCUUUCUCUGUGUUUUUUUCGGUUUAAUUUUUGAGCAACAUGUGGCGACGCCCGAAAAAAAAGUAGUUUUCAUUAAUAUUGCCUACUCACACUUUUACCACCCAGUGUAUAUAUUUGGCUAUAUGCGUGCUCCAGAUUUUCUAGGUGUCUACUAAAAAUACCUUGUAGGCGUUUUCCGCUUCUUCUGUAUUCAUUAGUAUCGCUGAUUAGCCCAAAAAAAGAACUGAAGGAACUUGGCCAGUGAAAGAGUUCUUUUAGACAUUUUUAUCAGCUGCUAGGCAGUCUGAGUCGAAUCCUUCAAAAUUUCGAAUCCAAAAUGAAGUCAUUUCUAGCGUAUAUCGCACUUAUGAUAUUCCUCCGGAUAACGUGUGCCCGCUCGAUGAGCUUUGACCUACCCAUGUAUGGAUUCGACACUUAUCUGGACAACACCAGCGAUGACAUGCUCCCGGAUGAGGCUAAAUGCGAUCCGAAGAUCAGCGUUCCGGUUACAAUGGAGCCCCCGUCCAGCAUGAGAUCGACCUGCCACCUCAGUUCAUCAACGAGUGAUAGUUAUUGCGGUAAUAAUGAGAUGAUCAACACCAACAUGAAGGCCACCCACAUAGCCCAGAAGGCCGCCGAAGAGGCCAGGGCUGCCAAUAAUGCCCAGGCGGAGGCGGCCCAGAAUGCCUCGCGUAGGGUGAAAAUGAAAUUGGCUAAAAAGGCGAAGGCCGCCUCUUCUGCCGCCAAUGCCGUUUUGGAAGGAAAACAAAACAUUGUGGACCAGUACGAAAGGGAAAUGCAGGAUGCCGAAGAGGUUGUGAUACGGGUGACCAAUGCCCUGGAGUCCAGUGAAGAGGAUGCGGGAUGCGCUUGUGCAGCGGUAAAGGCGGCUGAGGCUCAAGCCGCCUCUUUCAGCGCCCUGGUGAAUAGCACAAAGGGCACUUUGGCGGACAUUGAGCAACUGAUCGAGCAGGCCCACAAAGACCUUGAUGAGAAAAUCCAAAUGUUGGCAGCGGCCAAGGCGCGUGGUGAGCGAUUGGCCCGCCAGGUGGCGCAGGCCAAAGUGGAAUACGAGCAGGUGAGGGAGUCGGCCUGUCGAGCGGCUAACGACGCCGCUGAGGCCAAGCAAAAGGCUGCUGCAAGCAAUUGCGUGCCUCCACCCACAACACCUCCUCCGAGGGCGGCGGGAUGUGGCGGUGCCUUCGGCUCCGAUAGAGCCAGCUACAACGUCCUCUUGGAUCUCUACAGACAGCGACGUCGGGAUAAACAGCGAAAGCGGAGCGGGAAGCUCCCCCGACGGGGGUCUCGUGGUCAAGGAUAAAUUAUGUACAAGGGUUUCGAUGAACACUCUAUAUUCUGAUACGGAUAACCUAUUUCCGUUUAAAUUUUGUUAAUUGUUCGUCAUUUACUAAAAAGGCUUAAGAUCAUAAUUUUGUAUGUGAAGAUUAUUUUUUUUUAGCGGUUCCUAAAUCCAUUUUUCAAACUGCGCUUUAGCAAGGUUUACAGGAUAUCUCCCACGAUCUAAUACGGGUUUUUAAAAACAUCUAACGUUAUAUUUUCUAUACUUAAGGAGUUUUUCAAUCGCAUUCAUAUUUAAAGGAUCAGAGAGGAUCACAUUCCCGUUCAAAUGCCUUCUUUAUUUUGAUAAAGAUUCAAAAGUAUACGUUCUGAUUUUAUAAUGCUUGCAGAUUAUAUUUUCUUUUUUUGCAAAUGCUAUAGAUAAUGUAAUCUAAUUUUAAAAUGCCUUCAGAUUACAUCAGGUUUGCAGUACACUUCAACGUUCUAAAUGUUAAUUGUUUCAGCUUGUUUGUUGUACAAAGUACAAAACAAUAUUUUUGUUAGAUUUUGUAUGCCAAUGGUUAUCACAGUGAAAGCCAAAAACAUGAAUAUCCAAGUACUUCAAGGUUCUUCAAUCCGAGUGACCACUGCGACUGCUUGAAUAUGCAAUUGUUUACCAACAAAUUCGCUUUGCAGUGCCGUAAUUCUUUUUAAAUAAACAAUAACAAUGGGGGAAAUGUUGUUGUUGGGCGAAUGGAAUAGACAAAGGAAAACGAGUGCAAGGCCAAAAAUUAAACGAAGCACGAUCACAAAGAGGAGAAAGAAAAGAGCAGGAGGAGUUGGAGAGUGGAAAACUCAUCCCUUUCCGGUCAAAACCAAAAAAAAAACAUCUGCCUAUGCAGCGCGUCCAGCUGUUUGGGGUUUUUAUUUUUUUUUUGUUCGUUUGUUUUUUGACGAAAAAUAUGUGCGGUUGGUUAAAGUGCAACGGCAGCAGUGUUGCCACCUUUUGCGGCGCUGUUGCGUUGUUGUUGUUUUUAUUGCUAUUUGGCGUCGCUUCUUGAAACUCGAAACGGAAGAGAAAAGAGCUACAAAAGAGAGAAAUAGAGAGGGCGCGCGCAUUUCGUAGCAAGAAAGAGAGCGAAAAAAAGAGCAAAUCUAUCGAAUUAGACUAAAUUGAAAUAUAAUUUUUAAAUCGCCAAUUAACACUUUUAGCAUAUUUAAUUAUUAAAUUACAAUAAUGAAAAAGAACAAUAAAAAGGAUACUUUUAAUUAAAUAAAAACAUGAAUCAUAGUUUUAAAACCUCAAUUUACAAUAUAACAAAACAUAGCCUAAAACUUAUAAAUUGUUUUGUCCAGAUCUCAACUUCGCUAUAUGUAUAUAAAUUGCUCAUAUUUUUUCCUAAAACGAACUGUAUCAUUAGAUUAAUGAACUGCUAAUAAAAGUUAAAGAAAACUAGAACUAAUUCAUUUAAAAAGACUUUCUCAAUAUACUUUGGGAUAACAUUGAAUCAUCAGGGUAAAUGCUAUUUCUUUGUGUUAAAAACCAUUUUCUUUUAUAUACCCUUAUAAAAAACAGUACAAAUAAAUUCUUGAAAGACGUUUGUUUGCAAAAGCAAUGGCGCAGCUUUAAAAUUAAUUUAUAUCUUUUUUACGCUUGAUUUAUAUUAUGAAAACAAAAAAUUAAUUAAAUUAAUCCAUGUACAAAAUCCAAUUGGACUUUAACAUGCCGGUUGGUCCAACUGAAUUACCUUUGGGCGCCUAACAGCAACACUGUUAGCAACAGCACGCUGUUAAUGUUCGACGCUUGAUUUUCGACUCUCUUCUCUUUUUUCAACCUAACCAAACAGAAAAACAGAAGCAUAAAAAAAGGCU